Molecule: messenger RNA, 877 nt
Organism: Photinus pyralis (common eastern firefly)
Lineage: Eukaryota; Metazoa; Arthropoda; Insecta; Coleoptera; Lampyridae
Product: endocuticle structural glycoprotein SgAbd-2-like
Exons: 3
Coding region: 88-690 (200 amino acids)
Cellular component (GO): chitin-based extracellular matrix
Molecular function (GO): structural constituent of chitin-based larval cuticle
Source: RefSeq, a predicted model, not a curated record
CUCAUCACUGGCAGAGUAGAGGUAUAAAAGUGAAAUGUCUCAAGUUGAUGUUACCAUUCAAUCCUUCUCAAUUAAGAAGGUGAGAAGAUGAUGUUAUUACUCCUGUACUUCGCGACGGCGGCUUUCGCAGCCAGCUUAGAAAAUACCUAUCUGCCACCAGGCAACGCAAAAGAUGCAGGUGGUCACAAUGAAUUCCUUCAUGCCCCAAUAAAGCAAGCUUCAUUUACCAGUGGCACCGUGACUAACUCGCUUAAUAAAGCUGUGGAGCCCAUUCGCCGCGAACCACCUGCGAAUAUUCUCAAGUUUGAAAACGUCAACGAUGGAUUUGGAAGCUAUUCGUAUGGGUACGACACCGACAAUCACAUCAGCGUCUACGAAACGGGCCAAUUGAAAAAUUUGGGAAGUGAGAAUGAAGUUAACGCAGUCCAUGGAUCUUUCUCAUACAGGGGAAUUGACGGUAUCGAAUACACAGUGGAAUAUACAGCCGAUGAAAAUGGAUUUCAGGCCAGAGGUGCCCAUUUGCCAACACCGCCACCCAUACCGGAUGUCAUUCUCAAAUCGUUAGAAAUCAACGCGGCUUCUGCAUCGGACAAUGAUGACGGCCAGUACAAGGCGACAGCGUAUAUUCCCCAACACGCAUCCCCUAAAAAGGUGGACGUUGAACAACAGAAACAGGGUUAUCAUUAUUAAUAUUGUACGUUGAAGUACGCACUAACAAAGGUUUACAAGUGACUGACUGUUGAAUUAUGUAGGAUUUAGGUUGACUUAUGGUUGAUUUCUAUUACCAAUCACGAAAAUACUAUAGACUAUUUAUAGGGAGCAUGAUUACACCCUUCUGACCCUUCCCCAUAUCAUUUUUCAUUCAGAAAAAUGUUGU